This is a messenger RNA of Raphanus sativus (radish), 1387 nucleotides long. RefSeq lists its product as uncharacterized. Lineage: Eukaryota; Viridiplantae; Streptophyta; Magnoliopsida; Brassicales; Brassicaceae. The record is from RefSeq and is a predicted model, not a curated record. The transcript has 4 exons. The coding region runs from base 160 to 789 and encodes 209 amino acids.
UUAUCUGAGCAUCAUCCUCCUCGUCAUCAUCGCUUUGUAUCGUUCCACCUUUUAAAACCCUCUCAAAAAUCUCUCUGAACACCUUCUCUCUAAAACAAUCAUCACUCAAAAAAUAAAAUCCUCUCUCUUUCUCUCUGUGUCUCUGUAAUCUGAUUCAAUAUGGGUUUUAGCAAAGAAGAGAUUAGCAGAAGCAGAAGGUUCUGGUCUUCUCUAUGGAGAGGCGUCAAAACUGUAUUCGUUUUGUUCACAAUGUUCCUCUCUUUUCUCCUCGUCUCUGCUCCCAUCUUCCUCGCCCUCGCCGACGCUCUCCUCCCUUCCGCUCUCCUCCACCGCCUCUCUGCGCCGACGAACCUCUCUUCUCAUCUCACAAACUACGAUUUCCGCCACUCCCUCAUCGAUAUUCCACUAAUCUCCAUCGUUAGAUCCGCCGUUAUACUCUGCGUUUACGGGCUUUGCGAUGGACCCAAGUUAUCGAGGGGUCCGUAUCUGAUGAUAACGAUGAUCUGCUCUGUUUCUUCUCUGAUCUACGUUUCGUUAAAAGCCGCGUUCGUGUUCGGCGUACCGGCGAACGGAGACGGCGGAGGUAGUUACUUCAGAGCUGCGGAAGUUGCUCUGUUUCUAUGCUCGUCGGUCUUAGCCAUCGGUCAUAUAGUCGUGGCGUAUCGAACAAGUUGUCGAGAGAGGCGAAAGCUCCUCGUCUUCAAGAUCGACAUCGAAGCCGUAAGUUCACUUUACAGAAAUUUAUUAUUUUACUUUAAUUCGAUUUUUAUUGAUUACACUGAAAGAUAGUGUAGGGCCAACGAGACCAAGUUGCAUUGUUUUCAAAUCUAGGGUUUCGGCAUGUAAAAACGUGUAUCCAAGAUAUCAAAAGAUCCUCCAACAAGAGAGACUCAAGUAGAUACGUAUUUCAAGGAGACUCGAAUACUUGUUGUAAAUAUGCAUACACACAUGACACGUACCCUAACGUAUGUAUAAAUAUAUAAAAAUACGACGUGUAAAUUUAGCAGCUUAUUCUCCUGCCUUUCGGUGUUCACCCAUCAACUCCUUCGCUUUUAAGUUUGAGAAAGAUCCAAAGGGCAAAAGAUAGUCUGUAAAAGAGGGAGGAACAGAUGGCGGGGGCGUAUAUAUAUCACUUAAUGAGAAUUAUACAUAUUUUAAUGCAAGACAACUCCGAUGAAUUGGCAGUUGUUAGCUUUGAUAUUAGAUUAGUUAAGUGAGAUCUGUAUAUAAUAUAGUUUUCUUUGUUUUGUAAUAACCUAGAGUUCAUCGAUGAGAAAAGUAGCCCGAGGCAUCUUUUUUAUUUCUUUCUAUAAUUUCUGAAUUUUGGGUUUAAUGUGUUUGCAAUUGUAAUCAAGUAAAGCAUAUAAGAACAUGUGUGUUAUGUCCG